Molecule: messenger RNA, 1988 nt
Organism: Daldinia vernicosa
Lineage: Eukaryota; Fungi; Ascomycota; Sordariomycetes; Xylariales; Hypoxylaceae
Exons: 1
Coding region: 240-1988 (582 amino acids)
Source: RefSeq, a predicted model, not a curated record
GAUGUUGAUGCCUUCCAUCCCAAUCUCUCUUCAAAUAUAUCAAGGAAGUAACGACGACUUCCCACUGCCGUCGUUACGAAUUAAACUAGUAGCCAAUAGUCAGCAGUAGUGGUGGUGGUGAUGACUCAACCUUUCUAUUUCAAAACCUAACAACAAACAACAUUCUUCUUCACGUCACAGAAUUAAUCUUGAACCCAUCGAGCAAAUUGUCGACAAGUCAAACCACCAGUCAAGCCAUCAUGGCGAACGCAAAUCAUAAGCGCGCUCAUCCUUUCACGGCCGACCCCUACGACGAGCCACCCAAAAGACCAAGACCAAGGCCAAGACCUUCGUCCUCUUUCUAUACAUAUGAAGACCCUCCUCUCGACGAUCCCUUUACUAGACCUACCUUCAACAGAGAUGCACCUUAUCACGGCUUCCAUCCUGAUCACGGCUUCUAUCCUGAUCACUUUAGCUCACAGUCGUCCAGGCCCCGGGACCCAACUAACGCAACUUUCGCGCAGCCUUUCGACCAUUUUGACUAUUUUGACCAUCUGCCAGAUUAUCUGCCCAAUCCUCGACGACAAUACCCUAGGGAGAGAUACGAUGAUUUCAAUCCGCCUCCGGCCUCACAUACCGGUUACCGGUUUAGAUCAAACACAAUGCCUUCAAGACCUAGGGAACCUACGUAUAAUUUCCAAGACUCUUUUCAAGCCCAGAAUCCCCAACGAGGCCCAGGCCCAGACCAUCUCCACGCUCGUGUUGCUGAACUCGAAGCGCUUGUCAAAUCACUGACUAGAUCAUAUAAUGAUUUCAGGUUGCCCAGAGCCGCCGUAAUUCGCGGCUUGCGUCGAGAUAUAGAUAAUCUAUCAAGGCUCGAGGGUCAAACCAAUGAGCUAGAGGCACGUGUGCACGAAAUGUCGCGUACUCUCCAUGAUCUGCAGGCUUCCACCGAGGCAGACAACGUGAAUGACGAAUAUACCGAAUCCGAAAUCCACCAAGACGCAGCAACCCAGGCGCGAACACGGAUGCCAGAGCUGGAUAAAGCUAUUAACGACGGCAACGAUGAUAGUGAUGAUGACGUUGUCUUUCUAGGAGAACGGCCCCUUCAAGAUAGUGAUUUUAAUAUUCAUAAUAACCAUAGCAACCGUGGGAGUUACCAGCUGGAGGCCAUUACCCGUGACAAUUUCGUGCCUUAUCUUAAGAGCCUCGACUUUCGUGCACCUUAUGGGAUGGAAGCGUUUGUCAACACGCCAGUUACAGCGAGAGACUAUCGUCUAUGUACGCUAAACGACGGUACGAUAUACUUCGUACGUCUAGGAACCAGCGAGAAAGGAUGGUGGAACAUUGAGUAUGAGCCUUACGAGCGAGCGCCCUUAAUGCUGCCGCGAUACAGACGUGGACACCUCGAUGGCGACCAACAUUUAGAUGCGAGGCGAUUACCUUCACUACUGCAAUAUCGCAGCAACGUCUGCGAAGUCGAGUACCCUGCUUCGAAUUCCGUCCUCGCUCCUCCGCUCUGCUAUGCAUUACCUCUAGGAGAGAUUCACGUAUACCAACCGCGAGUUGGUAAAGCACCACCUGAUCUUAUUGGCACAAAUUUCUUCUUGCUUAUGGAUGUCACCAAUUCCAGGAAGUCGUUAUGGAUCGUAUAUGCAUACGAGUACCCCUCCAAUAAAAACAACGACCCUAAUCGCUCUGAGGGCUACCAGCACGAAGAGGGUACGAUUGAAACAGCGAAGUAUGAAUUGAGCCGAAAUUCGCCUCUCUGUGCAGAUUUUGGCCUCUUCGAUGUGGCAUGUAUAGCAAAUAGCCUGGAUGACUUUGCCAACGUAACCAAGGGAGAUGUACCAAACCCUCGCGGACACCAGCAGACUAUAUACCCUCAACUCGAUCCAGUUAAGGUCCACCAGAUGCUCCGCUCGACUGCGUGCAUUGCACAGCCUGUAUUUACAGAACCGAAUCUAGACAGACUAGCUCAAGCAAUCAAUCAGGGGUGGAAGAAAUAG